This is a messenger RNA of Cooperia oncophora, 351 nucleotides long. NCBI's taxonomy places the organism in Eukaryota, Metazoa, Nematoda, Chromadorea, Rhabditida, Trichostrongylidae. The record is from the annotation of a GenBank genome assembly.
AUGUUUCGAUAUGUGGUCGUGGGUCCUACUGCGCGUACUCGCUGUGAUGAUGGUGAGUCCUUCACUUCAUAUGUGCCUGUACCGCCUAUCAGUGAACGUACUUCCACAGGUGAACCAAUUGGUGCUCGUAGCGCCAAACGCGGCGGGAAACCCGGGAGUACAACAGCCGACGACGACAGAUCCACCUACGACGGAGGAACCCUCAACGGAAGAACCAACAACAGAGGAGCCGACGACAACAGAAACGACUACUACGACUGCAGCUCCUCAGCCCAACAACCGGAUCUGUCCCAGCCAACUCUGGAAUGGUUGACGCUACGAGGGGGAAGACUCGCAAGAGGAGAAGUUAGG